Morone saxatilis (striped sea-bass) is the source of this 1479-nucleotide messenger RNA. RefSeq names its product DENN domain containing 10 (gene dennd10). NCBI's taxonomy places the organism in Eukaryota, Metazoa, Chordata, Actinopteri, Moronidae. Gene Ontology annotation, biological process: protein transport; regulation of early endosome to late endosome transport. Gene Ontology annotation, molecular function: small GTPase binding; guanyl-nucleotide exchange factor activity. Gene Ontology annotation, cellular component: late endosome. The record is from RefSeq and is a predicted model, not a curated record.
UCCCGGAAUAAGGAAGAGAUUUCGCACAGAGGAGGAAAAGUCUGUUGACAGCCGAAAAAUCACAACUUUAAACCUCAUUCACUGUCUCAUUCAAUCCGUGUGGCAUUCAGGGUUCAGGACCUGCAGCAAGCUCUCAGGGUAUGGAACAUGGCAGCGACUGAAACGCAGCUUAUGUUAAGCGUCGGACUAAUCGAGAAAGAUGUGAAUGGAGACACUCUGUGGGUGUGGUGCUAUCCCUCCGUGAGCUCCGACCUGAGGAAAGUCCUGCUCAGCAAGUGCUGUCUGACGAAGGACGGCCGGGAUUUCCACACCUUUGUGUUUGGUCAGUUCUGUCGCACCUGGUACUACAUCACCACGGUGGAGGUGCAGGAGCCCACAGCGCUGAACAAGGUCACUCAUUUUUCAAUAGUUGUUACAGCAAAAGACUUCAACCCGGAGAAGUACGCUGCACUCAGUAGGAUCCUCUGCAGGAUGUACAUCAAACACGGCAGUCCGGUGAAGAUGAUGGAGGCGUAUGUGACCGUCCUCACCAAAGGAAUCUGCCAGAGUGAUGAAAACGGCUCAUUUCUAAUUAAGGACUAUGACGUCCGGAAAGCGUACCUGGCCGGUUCGGUCAAAGAUGUGGUGUCCCAGUUCGGUAUGGAGACCAUCAUCCUGUAUACCGCUCUCAUGCUGAAGAAGAGGAUUGUUGUCCAUCACCCUCGGAUUGAAGCGUUGUUGGAGUUCACAAGAGUCCUGCCCACUCUGACAUGGCACAGGAAAGACUGGUCCAUCCUGCACCCGUAUGUGCACCUGACUGAUACCGAGCUAGAGGAUCUGAAGAAAUGCCCUGGAUAUAUAGCGGGAUUCGUGGAUCCAGAAGUGAGCAACAGAUCGGACUUGUUUGAUGUAUACGUGAACCUCCCAGACAGCGUCAUCACAGUAUCCCAGAGUGCCAAAGAGGCCCUGGCUAUGGGGAAGCUACACAAGGACGUCGGCCACCUCAUUGUGCAGUCUGCGGAGGAUGCCGAGAGGUCGGACAGCCAGGUCAUUAAGGAUAUUUCUGUGAAGACAAAAGAGAUCCUUGCCAACUUGGUGGCCCUGGCGGACGAGUGCGAAGAAUCUAAAAUCACAUUGGAAGGUUUAAAGCAGCAUCAUUUCCCUCCGGCGACAGAGAACUUCCUCUUUCACUUGGCGGCUGCCGAGCAGCUCUUGCGGAUAUAAACCUGCUUUCAGACGCUUUGCUGCAGGAUGUCGACAGCUGUUUACUGUUGUGUAUAUUUUGGGAUGAUUACUGUUUUCUGAGAGGCUCGUGCACGCUGUCACGGUUCUCAAAAGACCAAAACCAGAAAUGAAACUGAUCCUCUGUGUAUCUGAACAGCCUGAUAUAUAUUUGAGCCACACAGUCUGUGUAUCAUUUGUUAUUUUUAUAAUCAAUAUAGAAUCUAAAAUUGGAAGAAAAAAUAUUUGUUUUAUUUUGGGCGCCCAGUUAGCUCAGUC